This is a messenger RNA of Acinonyx jubatus (cheetah), 4106 nucleotides long. RefSeq names its product fatty acid desaturase 1 (gene FADS1). Lineage: Eukaryota; Metazoa; Chordata; Mammalia; Carnivora; Felidae. Gene Ontology annotation, molecular function: oxidoreductase activity, acting on paired donors, with oxidation of a pair of donors resulting in the reduction of molecular oxygen to two molecules of water. The record is from RefSeq and is a predicted model, not a curated record. Gene Ontology annotation, biological process: lipid metabolic process. Gene Ontology annotation, cellular component: membrane. The transcript has 12 exons. Bases 174 to 1496 code for a protein of 440 amino acids.
CAAUGGGAGCGCGCGCAGCGAGGCUCCGCGGUCCGUGCCGCGGGUACUGAAAACCCGGCGCGCGCAAGCCGUCCCGCGCUCCGCGCACGCGAGGUCGGCGCGCGCUAGCCCGCGGGCCCCGAGCGCGCGCCUGACGCCCCUGCCCCGCUGGCGCGCGGCGACGCCCGGCCCCGAUGGACCCCCAGACCCCUGCCCGGACGCCGACCCCGCGCUACUUCACCUGGGACGAGGUGGCGCAGCGCUCCGGGCGCGAGAAUGAGCGGUGGCUCGUGAUCGACCGGAAGGUGUACAACAUCAGCGAGUUCACCCGCCGGCACCCGGGGGGCUCCCGGGUCAUCAGCCACUACGCGGGGCAGGAUGCUACGGAUCCUUUUGUGGCGUUUCACAUCAACAAGGGCCUUGUGAGGAAGUAUAUGAACUCUCUCCUGAUCGGAGAACUGUCUCCAGAGCAGCCCAGCUUCGAGCCCACUAAAAAUAAAGAGCUGAUCUACGAGUUCCGGGAGCUGCAGGCCACCGUGGAGCGGAUGGGGCUCAUGAAGGCCAACCAUGUCUUCUUCCUGCUGUACCUGCUGCACAUCCUACUGCUGGAUGUUGCUGCCUGGCUCACCCUUUGGGUCUUCGGGACAUCCUUUGUGCCUUUCCUCCUGUGUGCGGUGCUGCUCAGCACGGCUCAAGCUCAGGCUGGCUGGCUGCAGCAUGACUUCGGGCACCUGUCCGUCUUCAGCACCUCUACUUGGAACCACCUGCUCCAUCAUUUCGUGAUUGGCCACCUGAAGGGCGCCCCCGCCAGUUGGUGGAACCACUUGCACUUCCAGCACCAUGCCAAGCCCAACUGUUUCCGCAAAGACCCGGACAUCAACAUGCACCCGUUCUUUUUUGCCCUGGGGAAGAUCCUCUCUGUGGAGCUUGGGAAACAGAAGAAAAAGUACAUGCCAUACAACCACCAGCACAAAUACUUCUUCCUGAUUGGGCCCCCAGCCUUGCUGCCUCUCUACUUCCAGUGGUAUAUUUUCUAUUUUGUUUUCCAGCGGAAAAAGUGGGUGGACUUGGCCUGGAUGAUCAGCUUCUACGCCCGCAUAUCCCUCACUUACGUGCCGUUGUUGGGACUGAAAGGCCUCCUGGGCCUUUUCUUCAUGGUCAGGUUCCUGGAAAGCAACUGGUUUGUGUGGGUCACACAGAUGAACCACAUCCCCAUGCACAUUGAUCACGACCGGAACAUGGACUGGGUCUCCACCCAGCUCCAGGCGACAUGCAAUGUCCACAAGUCUGCCUUCAAUGACUGGUUCAGUGGACAUCUCAACUUCCAGAUUGAGCACCAUCUUUUCCCCGUGAUGCCUCGACACAAUUACCAUAAAGUGGCCCCCCUGGUGCAAUCCCUGUGUGCCAAGCAUGGCAUAGAGUACCAGUCCAAGCCCCUGUUCUCAGCCUUCGCCGACAUCGUCUACUCACUGAAGGAGUCUGGGCAGCUCUGGCUAGAUGCCUACCUUCACCAGUAACGACUGGCACUCCUCCCCGCACCUGGAAGAGAUGUCUGUCUUCACCGAUAACACCAGCCCACUGGGAAGGGGAGUCUGCACCAAAGCAGAGGGGAGCUUAUGGGACAAUGCCACUAUAAUUCUAAUAUUCAAAGGGGGUGGGUUUGAGGAGACAAAGGCUCUGACUCAAACCCCCCUCCCCUUUAUCUUCCAGGCACAGAUUUAAGACCCAAAGGGGUAGGGGACCGUGCAUGCCUUCUGGAAGGAGCGAUGGGCCUGAUGGGGCAGAGAUGUGACAGUUUUGUUUCCUUUUUCUAGUUUGGCAGAUGCAGAUGGUUGGUGAGCAAAGAAGGGGGUCCAAGGGUGUUGGAAGACUAGGGAGGACCUAUUGAGCCCAGAGAUCAGGAAGAGAAUGAGCAUAAAAAUUCCAUCCAGGGGGUACCUGGGUGGCUCAGUCGGUUAAGCAGCAGACUCUUGACUUUGCCUCAGGUCGCAAUCUCACGGUUCCUGAGUUCAAGCCCCGGAUUGGGCUCUGCAUUGACAACACAGAGCCUGCAUGGGAUUCUCUCUCUCUCUCUCUCUCUCUACUCCUCCCCCGCUCAUGUUCUCUCUCUCUCUGCUCCUCCCCCACUCACGUUCUCUCUCUCUCUCUCACUCGCUCACUCUCAAAAUAAACAAGUAAACAUUAAAAUAGACAAAUAUAUAAAAUUCCAGCCAGGAAAGGGGUGAGCCCGUCUCACUGGUCCGCUUCUCAGCGCCUUCACCCUCACACGCAAACCUCAGAGGUUCGCAGGCUGGUGGGAGACAGAGCAGCUGAACCUUCCGAGCAAGAUUUAGAAAGGAAGGGUUAGUGCUGAGAUUUGAGGCCUGGCAUAGCACACUGGGAGGCUCAGCCUACUCUAGGGCUGGGGGGGGCCUAGGUCUGCCUCAGGCUGCUGAAGCGCUUUUCCCACUUGGAGAAGUGGGCAGGGCAAAGGCCAGGGCUGUGGUAACAGAAACAUCUGACUUUCAAGGAUCCUGGCCCUACUGGUUUUGAGCUCACGGUCCAUCCAGGGCACCCAGGGAGCAGUAGGUCCUAGGUCUUGCCAAAACAGCAGAAAGAGUUGCUGGCCACUCGGAAUCCCUUUACCUCGGGUUCAUCUCUUGCAACCACCACCCAAGGAACAGGACACUUCUAGGAUGGGGAGUCCAUUUCUUGAUCCAUAAGCAAGUGACCACAUGGGGCAACUGAAUCUUCUCCCUUUGAAACAAAUGAGGGCCCCCAGGGGUUUCCCUCUGCCUUCCUACCUGUAAUUAAUUCCAAGUUUAAUAAAGUAGUUAGCACAAGUGGACCACAUUGGGAGACCCUGAAUUACCAGUCACGAGGAAACCAGAUUGUAGUCCUAAAGAAUAGAAGGGCCGUAAGACAUUGUCUACAACCUAACUUAUGUUACAGUAUUCCUUCUGAGUGGGAACAGUGAAUUAAAUACAAUCACUUCAUAGUUCUAAACCACAGAUAGGAAGAUAAAAAAAACCACAGAAGUUUUGUGAGCUAUCAACCCUCAGCCGUUCAAGCAUCCUUCCCAGCCGGACACCAGGCAGGAAUUUAGGACAAUCUCUUUAAGAAGCCCACCAGUGUAAUUCCGAAAUACAAUUUUUAAAUCUGGUUCUUAACCGUUUAACCCAUCUCUAGACUGAACAAAGGAAUGUACUCAGGAGCCUGCCUUAAUUGCCAGGGUUUGUCGAUCCGCCUUCAACACCUUCCCUCCUCAUCCACACCUUCCAGUGCCGACGGGGGUGGGGGGAUUAGUUGCCUGUUCAACAGCAUCUACUCUAAGCGCAUUGAGCAUUGUGGAUACAGAGAGGAGGAAACUUCAAAGUAGAAGGAAAAAGAGCCCUAGGAGAGUCCACAUUUAGUUUUAGGAGAGAAUAAAGAUCAUCUUAAGGCAAGUUGGGAUGGGGUUCGAGGUACCACCUAUGGAAGGGCUGUUGGGAUCCCUCAAGAGGUGUGUCAAAACAAAGAUUAAAGAAGCAACAAACAUGGGGAGGACGGGUUGCCAGAGCAUACUCAGAUCUUUUCCAUUUGGCCAGAACCUGCUUUAAAACAGCCUGGGUCGAAACAUGAGAAGUAGAAUUGAAACGUUCUACUUUCGUUGGCUUCCUCACUCCAGAGUAGGUACUGACCCUUCCCUACCCCCUGGUUCCCUGCUACCUAGGGUUUCAGUGUUGGGUCACCAGCCUAUCGAGCCAUCUGCCUGCCAAGCUGAGCAAAUCCAGUGAUGCUUACUGAGCCAAGGCCGGGCCCUCGAAGCACUUCAACCACUGUGGCCUUCUCUCCUUAACCUAGACCGGUGUGGUCUCACGUGGCCACAGAGGGACACCCCAGCGACAAAAGGCUUAGACCGUUACAACAGUAACAGGAGUCAUUUCAAAUCCAAGCAGUAGACACGAGAAAACAGGCUCAAAGACCAUACAAGUCACCGCCAGUCACAGACUGGCAAAACUAACCUUUGAACUCCCGUGUUCUAGAGUUCUAGCCUCUAUGUGCAUCUUUGUUUCUUUAAUUAGGCCGACAUCCGUGUCCUUUGUGUUGAUGUGACUACAUCUCCAAGAAGUAAAGCUGAAAAAUAAAGUUAAUUUUGACCACCUGAA